CGGAGUGAACGAUGAGAGUGAAGCGGGAGAGUGCGCGGAACCCGCGUGCUGAGUGGGUAUAAAAACCCGAAAGAGUCGCGCGCGCCUCAGAUCCUUUGCGGAGCUCCAUUCGCGUGAGAGGGGGUGCGCUUCGUUUUCCUGCCGUUGUUUCGUCUGCUUCCGCGCGGCCGUUCGCUCUCUCGGAAUGAAGACCAAGUUCUGUAACGGCGGAGAGGCCGACCCUUCCCCGCUGGGAUUCCUGCUGGGAUGCAGCCCGGGCCCCGUCCUGCCCGCCCUCCCCCAGGCGCCCUCGUCCGCACCGCCGCUGCCCUCCUCUCACGCCGAGAUAGAGGCCAAGGAACUGGGGCUCCGGGGGCAGCAGCAGCAGCAGCACCAGCCUCUUGCUCUGCCGCCGCCCACCCCGCCCUCCGCGCCGCUGGAGGAGCAGCAGCCCGACCCCCGCACCCGCCGCAAGGCGUAUCUGUGGUGCAAGGAGUUCCUGCCAGGGGCGUGGCGGGGGCUGCGGGAGGACCAGCUGCACAUCACGCCCAUCAGAGGUGGCCUCAGCAACAUGCUAUUCCAGUGCUCGUUACCUGAUACUAUAGAAACCAUUAGUGAUGAACCACGCACAGUUCUUCUUCGUUUAUAUGGUGCAAUUCUGCAAAUGAGGUCCUGUAAUAAAGGAGGCUCUGGGCAGGCUCAGAAGGAAAAUGACUUACAGGGUGCAGAAGCCGUUGUCCUUGAGAGUGUUAUGUUUGCCAUUCUUGCAGAGAGAUCUCUUGGACCAAAACUCUAUGGAAUCUUUCCACAAGGCCGACUGGAGGAAUUUAUUCCUAGCAGGAAGCUGAACACUGAGGAACUAGGCUUGCCUGAUAUAUCAGCAGAAAUAGCUGAGAAGAUGGCUAGAUUUCAUGGUAUGAAAAUGCCAUUUAAUAAAGAACCAAAGUGGCUGUUUGGAACCAUAGAGAAGUACUUAAAUCAAGUGAUGAGAAUCAAGUUUACCAGGGAGUCACGAGUUAGAAAACUGAACAAGAUCCUGAGUUACAACCUGCCUCAAGAAAUGAAAAGCCUGCGGUCCUUACUUGAAGGUACUCCAUCUCCAGUUGUGUUUUGCCAUAAUGAUUGUCAAGAAGGAAAUAUCUUACUGCUUGAAGGUAGAGAAGAUUCUGAAAAACAAAAACUAAUGCUUAUUGACUUUGAAUACAGCAGCUACAAUUAUAGGGGCUUUGACAUUGGAAAUCACUUCUGUGAAUGGAUGUAUGAUUACGUCUAUGAAAAAUAUCCAUUCUUCAAGGCAAACUUCCUGAAGUAUCCAUCAAAGAAGCAGCAGCUCCACUUCAUCUCGAGUUACCUAGCCGCAUCUCAAAAUGGGUUUGAAAAUCUGAGCAACGAAGACAAGUCCAAAAUAGAAGAUGAAAUGUUAAUUGAAGUCAACAGGUUUGCCCUUGCAUCUCAUUUCUUAUGGGGUCUGUGGUCCAUCAUACAGGCAAAGAUAUCAUCUAUUGAGUUUGGAUACAUGGACUAUGCACUGUCACGAUUCGACGCCUACUUUGACCAGAAGAGGAAAUUCAAAGUGUGAAGGCUGAAGACAGGACAAUCAGUGUGUGUACUGUAUGAGGAAGGCAGCUGGGCAGAAAUUCCACUGUGCUUAGGCUACUGUAGUGUAAUGAAGGUUUUGCAAAUUCCAACUACUCGGAUGCAAUGCUGAAGACUGCACAAAAUGGCUAGGUUUACUUUUUUUUACAGUUUCUUAAGUCUCUGGAAUGAGAAUUGACAGCUGGAGUAUAAUGUAACAGUGCAAUAUGAAGCUUUUUAAUAUAGACGGUAUUAUGAGGGAAGCUUUCAGUUUUAAUGUGAACCAUCCCACGCUUGAAGAGCAAACAGUGUUAAUUGUGGGAACCUAUUUUUUAACGAGGGCAUUUUAUUGAUUACUGCUAACGCGUUGUAUAUGCUACCAGUUAAUGGGAAAACCAUAGAUGGGUUUUGGGAGAAUUGAUAUACUGUGAAGCUUGGCUGAAAACCUGUUUGUGAGCUGCUAUUCUCAGAGGGUAUGUCAAGCAGUCAUCUCCAGAAAUCAACUAACACUAAUACAUAAUAGUUAAAAGGUAAGACAGGAGCCCUCAGAAUCUGGCUUCUGUUCUGUGUAGACGAAGGUAGCUUUCACUUACUGAUACCUUGAUAAAAUAAGUUAAUGCAGAGAAAUCUCAAACUGGGAAUGUAAGAGUUGCCUUCCCUGCUAGCUCAUUCCACAUCUUUGACCAAGGAUGUGUGUUGACUGCCCAGCAACAAUUCUGCAGUAUUGCAUUGCUUUUGUACAGAGGUUCACUGAGCUGGUAGCACUGUGAUUGAGUGCCUUCAAUUCCUCUAGCAGGCUCUCUUUGACUUGAAGGUAAAAAAGAGGGGUGAAUAAAAUGGGGAGUGUGCAAGGAAUACAUUUGACCAAUUGUGGCAUGCUGGUGCCUUGUAGGGGGCGCACUUCUCCUUUUUAAAACCCCUGACUUGCAGCUUGUUCUGCCAGAUAAGUAGAUGCCUCUUGUGCAAAAAAUGGAAAUAUGUGAACUCUGCAACAAGUGCUUAUGUUCUUUUAAGAGCUUCUAGAAAAUGUAUUCUUUGACCAUUCUUAUUUGACUUGUGCUUUCUGCUAACAUGUAUUAUAUAAAUAAAUUUUUUAAAGUCUUCA
Molecule: messenger RNA, 2659 nt
Organism: Sphaerodactylus townsendi
Lineage: Eukaryota; Metazoa; Chordata; Lepidosauria; Squamata; Sphaerodactylidae
Gene: CHKA
Product: choline kinase alpha
Exons: 12
Coding region: 185-1558 (457 amino acids)
Biological process (GO): CDP-choline pathway; phosphatidylethanolamine biosynthetic process
Cellular component (GO): cytoplasm
Molecular function (GO): ethanolamine kinase activity; choline kinase activity
Source: RefSeq, a predicted model, not a curated record